AUGCGUCAGUGGCCGGCAACUAUGAUGCCGCCCCUGGUCCGCCCAUCUUCACUUGGGGGCGGAAUAGAGGCAGCCCUCUCACGCGUGUAUGCACGCAUGUGCAAAUCCGUGCGCAUGCGCCAUGGGGUCCACGACGAACGGGGUCUCCGCGUGGGUCCCACUCUAAGAAGCACCAUGGACACGGGACAAGCCUCCGGAUCAG
Messenger RNA from Pelobates cultripes (western spadefoot toad), 202 nucleotides. NCBI's taxonomy places the organism in Eukaryota, Metazoa, Chordata, Amphibia, Anura, Pelobatidae. The record is from the annotation of a GenBank genome assembly.